Messenger RNA from Egretta garzetta (little egret), 1902 nucleotides. It is a transcript of the gene GAA, whose product is annotated as glucosidase alpha, acid. The transcript is spliced from 13 exons. Gene Ontology annotation, biological process: lysosome organization; glycogen catabolic process. Gene Ontology annotation, cellular component: lysosomal membrane. Gene Ontology annotation, molecular function: carbohydrate binding; alpha-1,4-glucosidase activity. NCBI's taxonomy places the organism in Eukaryota, Metazoa, Chordata, Aves, Pelecaniformes, Ardeidae. The record is from RefSeq and is a predicted model, not a curated record.
AUGGCGACGAGCAUCCCUGUCCCUCCCCAGAGCUGCUGGCCCUCCAGCUCCGUGCCUCCCUCCUCCCCGGCUGCUGGGCACUGCCGGGGCUGUUGGCCAGAGCCUCCCUUUCUCUCCGGCAGGCUGAACACCACCGUCGCGCCCCUCUUCUUCGCAGACCAGUUCCUGCAGAUCUCCACCUCUUUGCCCUCCCAUUUCAUUUCUGGGCUGGGGGAGCACCUGACACCGCUGGUCCUUGACACGGCGUGGACCAAGGUCACCCUCUGGAAUCGAGACAUGGCCCCCGUGCCCCAGGCCAACCUCUACGGCUCCCACCCUUUCUACCUGGUGAUGGAGGAUGGCGGUUCGGCCCAUGGGGUCUUUCUGCUGAACAGCAACGCGAUGGACGUGCUCCUGCAGCCCAGCCCGGCCCUGACCUGGCGCACGACGGGUGGGAUCCUGGACUUCUACAUCUUCCUGGGCCCCGACCCCAAGAGCGUGGUGCGGCAGUACCUGGACGUCGUCGGGUUCCCCUUCAUGCCCCCGUACUGGGGCCUGGGCUUCCACCUCUGCCGCUGGGGCUACUCCUCCACCGCCAUCACCCGGCAGGUUGUGGCCAACAUGACGGCAGCCCACUUCCCCCUGGACGUGCAGUGGAACGACCUGGAUUACAUGGAUGCCAAGAGGGAUUUCACCUUCAACAAGAAAAGCUUUAAGGAUUACCCGGAGAUGGUGCGGGACUUCCACCGCCGCGGCCUGAGGUACAUCAUGAUCGUGGAUCCCGGGAUCAGCAGUUCAGGGCCUCCUGGCACCUACAAGCCCUACGACGAGGGACUGAAGCGAGGGGUGUUCAUCCAAAAUGCCACGGGGCAGCCUCUGAUCGGGAAGGUCUGGCCGGGCCCAACAGCCUUCCCGGACUUCACCAACCCGGAGACUCACGAGUGGUGGCACGACAUGGUGAAGGACUUCCAUGACCAAGUGCCCUUCGAUGGCAUGUGGAUUGACAUGAAUGAGCCAUCGAACUUCGUGGAGGGCUCCCAGGACGGCUGCCCCAACAACAGCCUGGAGCAGCCCCCCUACGUACCAGGUGUGUUUGGGGGACGCCCCCGAGCCGGGACCAUCUGUGCCUCCAGCCAGCAGUACCUGUCCUCCCACUACAACCUGCACAGCCUCUACGGGCUGACCGAGGCCAUCGCCUCCCACAAGUACGCCUGGGGCUCGUGCCACAGCUCCUGCUGUCCCGGAGGAUGCACGUCCCAGGGGAGAGACCCCUCCCCAUGCGGCGACCCGCAGGAGCCGUACGCCUUCAGCCCGGCCGCCCAGGCCGCCAUGAGGAACGCCCUCCGCCUCCGCUAUUCCCUCCUGCCCUUCCUCUACACCCUCUUCCACCGGGCUCACUCCGCCGGGGAGACGGUGGCGCGGCCCCUCUUCCUCGAUUCCUGCGCCCCACUGCUGGUACCGGCCCCCCAGGGCUGCGUUCAGGACCCGUGCCUCGCCUGCCUUCGCUCCUGGCUGUUUGAGGGCUGCGGCGCUGGGCUGGGGCCCCCUUGGGCACGCUGUGCCCUACGCCUGCUCUUUCCUCUUUUUGCUGUUAUUUAGGACUCCACCAUCCACAGCAGAGGGCAGUGGAUCCUCCUGCAGGCUCCCCUGGACACCAUUAAUGUCCAUGUUCUCGCAGGGCACAUCCUGCCCCUGCAGGAGCCUGCGUUCAGCACCGCCGAGUCCCGCAAGAAGGGGAUGGCCUUGGUCGUGGCACUGACGCCGGACGGCUUUGCCAGGGGAGAGCUGUUCUGGGAUGACGGGGAGAGCUGGCAGACCUUUGAGAAGGGGGACUACACUGAGAUCCUCUUCCUGGCCACGCAGGUGCUGAGAGUCCCCGUGUCGCUGCCGAUGUGGGAGCAGUUUGUGAUCGCUUGGUCCUGA